Molecule: messenger RNA, 1899 nt
Organism: Cynara cardunculus var. scolymus (artichoke)
Lineage: Eukaryota; Viridiplantae; Streptophyta; Magnoliopsida; Asterales; Asteraceae
Exons: 8
Coding region: 361-1785 (474 amino acids)
Molecular function (GO): protein binding
Source: RefSeq, a predicted model, not a curated record
UUUUUUAAUGUUUCGAUCUCUCUCUCUUGCCCUUUUUAGAGAGAGAAGCAGAAAUUUUGUAUGUAUACAUAGAUUUAGGGCACAUAUAAGGCGAUUAGGCGAAUUAGUGUGAAGAAAUUCGUAAUUUUUUCUUCACCAAUUACUUUAUUUUGGUGCAAUUUUGCUCAGGACCACGAGCGACCCAAAAGCCCUAAAAAUUUGUACUAUGGUCCUGAGAUUUAGGGUUUUUAAAGAAUGUUGAAUUUCUAUUGCGAUUAAGUAUCGACUGUGUUGGUUUCGUACACAGGAAACUAGAUACAUGCAAGUUAUUAGGGGUUUGAAUUGUGGUGUUGUACGGUAGAGGUGAAAGAAGAGGAAGCGAUGGACGGAAGGAGGAUAACGGCGAGUCCACGUCCGUGCAGUGGACGGAGGGUGGUGGCGAAGAAACGUCCGCGUGGUGGUGUUGAUGGGUUUGUGAAUAGCGUUAAGAAGCUUCAGAGGAGGGAGAUUUGUUCAAAGCGGGAUCGUUCUUUUAGUAUGUGUGAUGCUCAGGAGAGGUUUAGAAAUAUCCGCUUACAGGAGGAGUAUGAUACCCAUGAUCCAAAGGGGCACUGCUCUAUGGUUUUGCCAUUUCUUAAGAAGAGGUCAAAAAUUGUUGAGAUUGUUGCUGCUCGUGACAUAGUCUUUGCCCUUGCGCAAUCCGGAAUCUGUGCUGCAUUUAGUCGAGAGACUAACCAGAGGAUAUGCUUUCUAAAUGUCAGUCCUGAUGAAGUUAUAAGAAGCUUGUUUUACAACAAGAACAAUGAUUCGCUCAUUACAGUCUCAGUCUAUGCUUCGGACAGUUUUAGUUCCCUGAAAUGUCGAACAACAGGGAUUGAAUACAUACGGAGAGGUAAGCCAGAUGCAGGUUUUGCCCUUUUCGAGUCAGAAUCUUUGAAAUGGCCUGGUUUUGUGGAGUUUGAUGAUGUAAAUGGUAAAGUACUUACAUUCUCGGCACAAGAUAGCAUUUACAAGGUGUUCGAUUUGAAAAACUACAUGAUGUUAUAUUCAAUAUCAGAUAAAAAUGUCCAAGAGAUCAAAAUAAGCCCUGGCAUCAUGUUGUUGAUAUUUAAUAAAGCUAGUGGUCAUGUCCCUCUCAAGAUUCUCUCCAUUGAAGAUGGAACUGUUCUGAAAACUUUCAACCAUCUCCUUCAUCGGAAUAAGAAGGUGGAUUUCAUUGAACAGUUUAAUGAAAAGCUUCUUGUCAAACAAGAGAAUGAGAAUCUCCAGAUUCUUGAUGUUCGCAAUUCUGAGCUAACCGAAGUUAGCAGGACGGAAUUUAUGACUCCGUCGGCAUUCAUCUUUCUAUAUGAGAACCAGUUGUUCCUGACGUUCAGAAACAGAACAGUUGCUGUGUGGAACUUCCGUGGAGAGCUUGUGACUUCAUUUGAAGAUCAUUUGUUGUGGCAUCCAGACUGCAACACUAACAACAUAUAUAUCACAAGUGAUCAGGAUCUUAUCAUUUCUUAUUGCAAAGCUGAUUCUGAUGAUUCUGUAACCGAAGGAAAUGCAGGCUCUAUCAAUAUCAGCAAUAUUCUGACAGGAAAAUGCCUUGCAAAAGUAAAGGCAAUGGACGGUACGAAAUUGGAUGAUUGCAUUUGCAGUGGGCGAAGAUGCAAGUGCAGGAAGCGGGUGGGGAGUAGUAGGAGGAUGACGAGCUCGGUUACAGAAGCCUUGGAGGACAUUACUGCCCUUUUCUACGAUGAAGAGCGUAAUGAGAUCUAUACUGGUAAUAGGCUUGGCUUAGUCCAUGUGUGGUCUAACUGAUGGAUCAAUUAUCCAUAGUCUGGCUGCAUCAGCAUCAAGUAAUGUAUGUACCAUUAAGCUCUCUUUUGAGUAGUUCUCAUGCCCUUAAUCAAAGGUAUUUUCGACUCAUUUUCA